Leopardus geoffroyi (Geoffroy's cat) is the source of this 7778-nucleotide messenger RNA. It is a transcript of the gene AGL, whose product is annotated as amylo-alpha-1, 6-glucosidase, 4-alpha-glucanotransferase. The coding region runs from base 440 to 5041 and encodes 1533 amino acids. The record is from RefSeq and is a predicted model, not a curated record. Gene Ontology annotation, biological process: glycogen catabolic process; glycogen biosynthetic process. NCBI's taxonomy places the organism in Eukaryota, Metazoa, Chordata, Mammalia, Carnivora, Felidae. The transcript has 34 exons. Gene Ontology annotation, molecular function: 4-alpha-glucanotransferase activity; amylo-alpha-1,6-glucosidase activity.
CGCGAGACUAGCGGUCGCGGCGAGCAGGGUGCGGAACCUCCCGGAAGUGGGCGAGGGGACCUGUCAGCUCCCACCCGGGCGUGUGGGGAACUUGAGGCCGGGUGGGUCUAGGGUCUUCUCCGGGACCAGCGCGAGGCGGAGUCACGGAGAAGCUCUCUGCCAUUCACACAGCGGCCUUAUCCCUGGCCCGGCUGCCGCCGCCCCGCCCUUUGCCCUUCACGGCGCCCGGCCCUCCUUGUCUGGGGCUGCUUUUUGCGCCUGGGCAGCCUGCCUUUCCCCGUUUGCUUUCCUUCCCGUCUCCUCCCCCGACUCCAACACCAGAGUCGCGGGUCCUGCAGUGUCCCAGAAGCUGCACGUAUAACUUGCUCCGUGGGUAACUCAUUCGAUUUUGGAGUUCUUUUAAUUCUUCUGAAAGAUUUCAAAUCUUCUAAAAGCCAAAAUGGGACACAGUAAACAAAUUAGAAUUUUACUUCUGAACGAAAUGGAAAAGCUGGAAAAGACCCUCUUCAGACUUGAACAAGGGUUUGAACUACAGUUCCGACUAGGCCCCACUUUACAGGGAAAAGCAGUUACUGUAUUUACAAAUUACCCAUUUCCUGGAGAACCAUUUAAUCGAGAAAAAUUCCGUUCCCUGGAAUGGGAAAAUCCAACAGAAAGAGAAGAUGAUUCUGAUAAAUACUGUAAACUUAAUCUUCAGCAAGCUGGAUCAUUUCAGUAUUACUUCCUUCAAGGAAAUGAAAAAAGUGGUGGGGGUUACAUAGUUGUGGAUCCUAUUUUACAUGUUGGUGCUGACAAUCACGUGUUACCCUUGGACUGUGUUACUCUUCAGACAUUUUUAGCUAAGUGUAUGGGACCCUUUGAUGAAUGGGAAAGCAGACUUAGGGUUGCAAAAGAAUCAGGUUACAACAUGAUUCAUUUUACCCCUUUACAGACUCUUGGACUAUCUAGGUCAUGCUACUCCCUAGCUAACCAGUUAGAAUUCAGUCCUGACUUUUCAAGACCUAAUAAAAAGUAUACCUGGAAUGAUGUUGGACAGCUAGUGGAAAAAUUGAAAAAGGAAUGGAAUAUUCUUUGUAUUACUGACGUUGUCUACAACCAUACUGCUGCUAAUAGUAAAUGGAUCCACGAACAUCCAGAAAGUGCAUAUAACCUUGUAAAUUCUCCACACUUAAAACCUGCCUGGGUCUUAGACAGAGCACUGUGGCAUUUAUCCUGUGACGUUGCAGAAGGGAAAUACAAAGAAAAAGGAGUACCUGCUUUGAUUGAAAAUGAUCAUCAAAUGAAUUGCAUUCGAAAAAUAAUUUGGGAGGAUAUUUUUCCAAGGAUUCAACUCUGGGAAUUUUUCCAAGUGGACGUUCACAAAGCAGUUGAGCAAUUUAGAGGACUUCUUACACAAGAAAAUAGGAAAAUAACAACCAAACCUGAUCCGAAGAAACACCUUAAGAUUAUUCAAGAUCCUGAAUACAAAAGGCUUGGCUGUACUGUAGAUAUGAACAUUGCACUAGCAACUUUCAUACCACAUGACAAUGGGCCAGCUGCAAUUAAUGAAUGCUGUAACUGGUUCCGCAAGAGAAUUGAGGAAUUAAAUUCAGAGAAGCACCAACUUGUGAACUAUCAUCAGGAACAGGCAGUUAAUUGCCUCUUGGGAAAUGUGUUUUAUGAACGACUGGCUGGCCAUGGUCCUAAACUAGGACCUGUCACUAGAAAACAUCCUUUAGUUACCAGAUAUUUUACUUUCCCAUUUGAAGAAAUGACCCUCUCCACAGAAGAAUCUAUGAUUCAUCACCCAAAUAAAGCUUGUUUUCUGAUGGCACAUAAUGGGUGGGUAAUGGGAGAUGAUCCCCUUCGAAACUUUGCUGAACCAGGUUCAGAUGUUUAUCUAAGGAGAGAACUUAUUUGCUGGGGAGACAGCGUCAAAUUACGUUAUGGGAAUAAACCAGACGACUGUCCUUUUCUCUGGGCACACAUGAAAAAAUACACUGAAAUAACUGCGACUUAUUUCCAGGGAGUGCGUCUUGAUAACUGCCACUCAACACCCCUUCACGUAGCUGAGUACAUGUUGGAUGCUGCUAGGAAAUUGCAACCCAAUUUGUAUGUAGUAGCUGAACUGUUCACGGGAAGCGAAGACCUGGACAAUGUCUUUGUUACUAGACUGGGCAUUAGCUCCCUAAUAAGAGAGGCAAUGAGUGCAUAUAAUAGCCAUGAAGAAGGGAGGUUAGUUUAUAGAUAUGGAGGAGAACCUGUUGGAUCCUUUGUUCAGCCUUGUCUGAGGCCUUUAAUGCCGGCUAUUGCACAUGCCCUGUUCAUGGAUAUUACCCAUGAUAAUGAGUGUCCUAUUGUGCAUAGGUCAGAAUAUGAUGCUCUCCCGAGUACCACGAUUGUUUCUAUGGCAUGUUGUGCUAGUGGAAGUACUAAAGGCUAUGAUGAAUUAGUGCCUCAUCAGAUUUCAGUGGUUUCUGAAGAACGGUUUUAUACUAAGUGGAAUCCUGGAGCAUCGCCAUCAAAUGCAGGUGAAGUUAAUUUCCAAAGUGGAAUUAUUGCAGCCAGAUGUGCUAUCAAUAAACUUCAUCAAGAGCUUGGGGCCAAGGGUUUCAUUCAGGUGUAUGUGGAUCAGGUUGAUGAAGACAUAGUGGCAGUAACAAGACAUUCGCCCAGUAUUCAUCAGUCUGUUGUGUCUGUGUCUAGAACUGCUUUCAGGAAUCCUAAGACCUCAUUUUACAGCAAAGAAGUACCUCAAAUGUGCAUCCCUGGCAAAAUUGAAGAAGUAGUUCUUGAAGCCAGAACUAUUGAGAGAAAUGCAAAACCUUAUCGGAAGGAUGAGAAUUUCAUCAAUGGAAUGCCAAAUAUCACAGUAGAAAUUAGAGAACAUAUUCAGCUUAGUGAAAGUAAAAUUGUUAAACAAGCUGGAGUUGCCACAAAAGGACCCAACGAAUAUAUUCAAGAAAUAGAAUUUGAAAACUUGUCUCCGGGAAGUGUUAUUAUAUUCAGAGUUAGUCUUGAUCCACAUGCACAAGUCGCUGUUGGAAUUCUUCGAAAUCACCUGACACAGUUCAGUCCUCACUUUAAAUCUGGAAGCCUUGCUGUUGACAACUCAGAUCCUAUAUUAAAAAUUCCUUUCGCUUUUAUUGCUUCUAAAUUAACUUUGGCUGAGCUGAAUCAGGUACUUUACCGAUGUGAAGCAGAAGAACAAGAAGAUGGUGGAGGCUGUUACGACAUCCCAAACUGGUCAUCUCUUAAAUAUGCAGGUCUUCAAGGAUUAAUGUCCGUCUUGGCAGAAAUAAGACCAAAGAAUGACUUGGGGCAUCCCUUCUGUGAUAAUUUGAGAUCUGGAGAUUGGAUGAUUGACUAUGUCAGUAACCGGCUUAUUUCGCGGUCAGGAACUAUUGCUGAAGUUGGUAAAUGGUUGCAGGCUAUGUUCUUCUACCUGAAGCAGAUCCCACGUUAUCUUAUCCCAUGCUACUUUGAUGCUAUACUAAUCGGUGCAUACACCACUCUUCUGGAUAUAGCAUGGAAGCAGAUGUCAAGCUUUGUUCAGAAUGGUUCUACCUUUGUGAAACACCUUUCACUGGGAUCAGUGCAAAUGUGUGGAGUAGGAAAGUGCCCUUCUCUGCCACGUCUUUCACCUUCACUCAUGGAUGUGCCAUAUAGGCUAAAUGAGAUCACAAAAGAAAAGGAGCAAUAUUGUGUAUCUCUAGCUGCAGGUUUACCUCAUUUUUCUUCUGGUAUUUUCCGCUGCUGGGGAAGGGAUACUUUUAUUGCACUGAGAGGUCUACUGCUGAUUACUGGACGCUAUUUGGAGGCCAGGAAUAUUAUUUUAGCAUUUGCUGGUACCCUGAGACACGGUCUCAUUCCUAAUCUCCUGGGCGAAGGAACUUAUGCCAGAUACAAUUGUCGGGAUGCUGUGUGGUGGUGGCUACAGUGUGUUCAGGAUUAUUGUAAAUUCGUUCCCAAUGGCCUAGACAUUCUCAAGUGCCCAGUUUCCAGAAUGUAUCCUACAGAUGAUUCUGCUCCUUUGUCUGCCGGCACACUGGAUCAGCCAUUGUUUGAAGUAAUACAGGAAGUAAUGCAAAGACAUAUGCAGGGCAUACAGUUCCGAGAAAGGAAUGCUGGGCCACAGAUAGAUCGAAACAUGAAGGAUGAAGGCUUCAAUAUAACCGCAGGUGUUGACGAAGAAACAGGAUUUGUUUAUGGAGGAAAUCGCUUAAAUUGCGGCACAUGGAUGGAUAAAAUGGGAGAAAGUGACAGAGCCAGAAACAGAGGAAUCCCAGCCACUCCAAGAGAUGGGUCUGCUGUGGAAAUUGUGGGCCUGAGUAAAUCUACCGUCCGUUGGUUGCUGGAAUUAUCCAAAAAAAGAAUUUUCCCUUAUCAUGAAGUCACCAUAAGAAGACAUGGAAAGGUUGUGACAAUCUCAUACGAUGAGUGGAACAGAAAAAUACAAGACAACUUCGAAAAGCUAUUUUAUGUGUCAGAAGACCCUUCAGAUUCUAACGAAAAGCAUCCUAAUCUGGUUCAUAAACGUAGCAUAUACAAAGACAGCUAUGGAGCUUCAAGCCCGUGGUGUGACUAUCAGCUCAGGCCUAAUUUCACCAUAGCAAUGGUUGUAGCCCCUGAGCUCUUUACUGCAGAAAAAGCAUGGAAAGCUUUGGAGAUUGCAGAAAAAAAAUUGCUUGGUCCCCUUGGCAUGAAAACUUUGGAUCCAGAUGAUAUGGUUUACUGUGGUAUUUAUGACAACGCCUUAGACAAUGACAACUACAAUCUUGCUAAAGGUUUCAAUUAUCACCAAGGACCUGAGUGGCUAUGGCCGGUUGGCUAUUUUCUUCGUGCAAAAUUAUAUUUUUCCAAAUUGAUGGGUCCAGAGGCUAAUGCAAAGACUGUGUUUUUGGUUAAAAAUGUUCUUUCCCGGCAUUAUGUUCAUCUUGAAAGAUCCCCUUGGAAAGGACUUCCUGAACUGACCAAUGAGAAUGGCCAAUAUUGUCCUUUCAGCUGUGAAACACAAGCCUGGUCAAUUGCUACUAUUCUCGAAACGCUUUAUGACUUAUAGCUGAUUCAUGGAUAUGUAUGAAGUAUGCAAUUACUUGUAUUAUGGAAUGCAAGGUCAAAUAUAAUAUAAAGGGUUUAUAUGCACAGGCUGAAGUUAUUUUAAAAAUCUAAUUUAUAUAAUAAUGAUGCCCAAUUAGGUAAGACUUUAAAAACAGUGAUUUGUCUUUUUCCUUUCUUUUGUUUUGUUUUGUUUUUAAUGUACAGAGAGGUAGCUUUUGAUUUGAAUCAGGAAGAAAAACUAUCAUUACCAAUGGGAUGUUCUUUUGAAUUUAUGAAGUAUUCCUUAAUUGCCUGGAAAUAAAUAAGAGUUUGAAAUCCAGAGUUUGAAACAGAAAAGUCAUGUAAGCUUCUACUUGUACAUAAGUAAAAAUGAAGUAUUAGAAUGUAAUAAUGAAAGAAAUGGAAAAGUAUCUUCAAAUUGUGGUAUAUAUUUUCUUCAGUAAUAAUACAUAUUGAUUAUGCUGUGGUUAACUAAUGUUCUCACCUUUUACUAUAUUAUUCCUAGCACUUUCUACACUGCAUUCAUAAAUAUUAACUGAAUAUUGACUCAUGGAAUUGUCUACCUACACUGUUAUGUUCAGAAAGGAUGUUCAGAACACAGAUGUUCACUGUGUGGUUUUUUUUCACUAGAAUACUAAUAUGUUUUUAAUAUAAUGAAUGCCAUAAUUUGCUUAUGUUAAUGAUGCAUAGGAUAUAUGAAAAAACACAAGCAUUUAAGAAUUUAUUUCCUAAAAAUAGUUUUGUAAAAUUAAUCUUGAGUAUGAGUUUCCUACUAUGAGAUGGUUCACAUUCUCAAAAUGCACAUUGUUGGGCAUAUUUAUGAGAACUUUAAAGAAAAACAUGCUAUAUUAAUUUUCUAAAACUUAACAAUUAUUUUUAGUUUGUGUGCAAAAGUGUAUUGAUAGAUCAUAGCAGAUACUAGUUUCCUAUUAACUAAAACCUACAUUGACAAGUUUAGCACUGAGAAGAAUCUUGGUAUAAUAAAAAUAUAGAUAUGAAUUUAGUAGUUCUCUUGAAUUCAAUAGAAUCAUUUGAAAAGUUUUUCAUGACCUUAAAUCCAAAAAGUCAUAAAAGGAAAAAAGGUUUUUAACAUUUAUAUGAGUUAAUAUUUUUGAAUAAUACUUAUUCUCUAGAUGGAUUUUUUUUAUUGUUUACUAUUUUUGUCUCAAGAAAACACUUAAAUCAGAUCGUUACACUUUUAGUUGAAAGAAAAUAGUUGCAAAAAUCCUUUCAUCACUAUUUAAUAUUAUUCAGUGGCAUAUUUAUAGCUAAUAAAAUAAUGGUACAGUAAUACUUUUCUCAGUUAAAGAUAACAUACCCAACCAUCUUAAGUAUGAUUAAGAAAUAAAAAUAAGAAAAGAAAGUAAACUAAAACUUUUAGGCAGUAAAAAUAUAUGAAUACAGAAGAUAUCAAAUACCCAUGCCUAAAAGCUCAUGUAACUUAAUGUAUACUGCACAGUCUUCUUCAAAAUGGACUGUACUUUAGAAGUAGUUUUAACUAGGGGCACCUGGGUGGCUCAGUUGGUUGAACAUCCGACUUCAGCUCAGGUCAUGAUCUCGCGGUUUGUGGAGUUCAAGCUCCAUGUCCGACUCCAUGCUGACAGCUCAGAGCCUGGAGCCUGCUUGGGAUUCUGUGUCUCCCACUCUCUCUGCCCCUCCCCUGCUCACACUCUGUCUCUCUAUCUCUCUCAAAAAUAAAUAAACACUAAAAAUUAAAAGAAAAAGAAAUAGUUUUAACUAGCUUGCUUUUUUGGUUUCCCAACCUAAAGCAGAUUAAAUCCUAGAAAUUUAAGGAGAGUUGUGAUAUUAAUCUGAUCACUGUCUAUAAAUACAUUUGUUUCCAAGUUUCCCUUCCUUCCUCAUUGCUCAAUAUAUAACUUUCUCCAAGCUUUGCAGUUAAAAGGAAUGGCAUUCCUUGAGAGAGAAAACCAUUAGUUAUCAAAGGUUGAUGCAGUUAUGUUGCUCUACUUUAACUUCUAUAUUAAAGAUAGUAAGAAAAAUAACCAAAAACCAAUGUAUUUAAUAAAAGCAAGAAUAGUUGACAAUUAAAUAGGAUGAAUGGAUGGAUGGAUGGAUGGAUGGAUGGAUGGAUGGAUAGGUAGGUAGGUAGGUAGAUAGAUAGAUAGAUAGAUAGAUAGAUAGAUAGAUAAACAAGUUGAGAACUUAUAAAACAUAACCAUACUGGGUUGUAAGGCAAUUCCCCACCUCAGUAAUUUUUAAGGAUAUCAUGUUGUACUAGAAAAUUAAGUGGUUGAUAUUCCAAUAAGGAAUAUUAGGGAAAGAACAUUGUGAUAAUCUGCAUGAUCUUUUUUAAAGUUUAAGAAGGCAUGUUAGACAUUAUUUUAUCAAAGGUAGUUAAAAUAAUGGUUUUAGACUUUAGAGGCAUAAAUGUCAUUUCACUAAAGAACAUCUAAAUAGAAUGCUUCAUUCCUGAAUGAUGUUGGAUGAUGUACCAUUAUAUUAUGUUUCGGCAAUGGUUCUAUGCCUUGGUUCCUCACUAAUCCAGAUCAAUCUUACUCUUUAACAUGAGAAGUAAGUUUGCCAGUAGAACCAGUAUGCUGUGAUAAUUUAAUGUUUCAAGGAUAGUUGAGGAAACAUUAGACCUGUCAUCGUAUCUGUGGACAAUAAAACCUAUGUGAAUUGUAAUCCAUUUCUGAUAUGUCUUCAACUGCUACAUCUAGUAAGAAAUGUCAUUUUUAUGUCUGUGUGCCAAGAAAAUAAAAAUAUUUUCUAAAGGA